Molecule: messenger RNA, 519 nt
Organism: Gloeophyllum trabeum ATCC 11539
Lineage: Eukaryota; Fungi; Basidiomycota; Agaricomycetes; Gloeophyllales; Gloeophyllaceae
Product: kinase-like protein
Exons: 3
Coding region: 1-519 (172 amino acids)
Biological process (GO): autophagy; autophagosome organization; protein autophosphorylation
Cellular component (GO): cytoplasm; autophagosome
Molecular function (GO): protein serine/threonine kinase activity; ATP binding
Source: RefSeq, a predicted model, not a curated record
AUGACCGUUCGGCCAGAAACACAUCGGGACGUCGCUAUCAAGACUAUCAAGCGGAGCGGUCUGAAUCAGAAACUGCUGGAUAACUUACAGAGCGAGAUAGACAUCGUCAAGGGCACACCCCGUCACAUCACGACGCUUAUUGACAUCAUCAAUGCGGAGCACAACAUCUAUCUGAUUAUGGAGUACUGCGCUGGGGACGAUUUGACAAACUACAUGCGCAAGCGGGGUAGAGUCGAGGGACUGGAGUGCAUCCGAGGUCCAGGUAUGCCUCCACAGUACUACCCUUACCCGCGGACAUGUGGAUUGGAUGGGAUCGUCGUCCGUAGUUUCUUGAGACAACUCGAGAUUUUGAGUUACAAGCACUACGACGCCCGCGUCGACCUAUGGUCCGUCGGCGCAGUCCUGUGCGAAAUGGCCGUCGGCACUCCCCCCUUCCGCGCCAACAACCAUGUCGAACUGCUGAAGAAGAUCGAGCGGUCCAAAGGGAUCGAGUUCCCCGCCGAGGAUCCGAGCAAGUAG